AUGCGCUUGUUCCAGCUCCUGUUCAGGGCCAGCCCUGCCACCCUGCUCCUGGUUCUCUGCCUGCAGUUGGGGGCCAACAAAGCUCAGGACAACACUCGGAAGAUCAUAAUACAUAAUUUUGACAUCCCCAAGUCAGUACGUCCAAAUGACGAAGUCACUGCAGUGCUUGCAGUUCAAACAGAAUUGAAAGAAUGCAUGGUGGUUAAAACUUACCUCAUUAGCAGCAUCCCUCUACAAGGUGCAUUUAACUAUAAGUAUACUGCCUGCCUAUGUGACGACAAUCCAAAAACCUUCUACUGGGACUUUUACACCAACAGAACUGUGCAAAUUGCAGCCGUCGUUGAUGUUAUUCAGGAAUUAGGCAUCUGCCCUGAUGAUGAUGCUGUAAUCCCCAUCAAAAACAACCGGUUUUAUACUACUGAAAUCCUAAAGGUAGAAUAA
Molecule: messenger RNA, 441 nt
Organism: Pan troglodytes (chimpanzee)
Lineage: Eukaryota; Metazoa; Chordata; Mammalia; Primates; Hominidae
Gene: PIP
Product: prolactin induced protein
Biological process (GO): proteolysis; regulation of immune system process
Cellular component (GO): extracellular region
Molecular function (GO): aspartic-type endopeptidase activity
Source: RefSeq, marked provisional